AUGACGGUGCAACUCAAUAAGACAAACCUUAUUGUGAAUUACUUGCCUCAAAAUUUGUCUGAUAAAGAAUUUCAUGAUUUGUUUUCAAAGGCUGGAAAUCUUACCGCAAGCAAAAUAGUUAGGGAUAAAGCUACUGGUUACAGUUAUGGAUUUGGGUUUGUUGAUUAUGAAACAGAACAGGAUGCAUCAAAUGCAAUUGAUGUUCUAAAUGGUUACCAAAUUCAACAUAAGCAUAUAAAAGUUUCGUAUUCUCGAGUUGGGGAAAAUGUAAAAGGAGCUAAUUUGUAUCUUAGAAACUUACCGAAAGAUGUAUCUGAGAGUGACAUUGAAAGAGUGUUUGCUCCGUAUGGAUCAAUAGUACAAAUACGAGUUCUAGCAAAUUCACAAGGAAUACCAAAAGGCAUCGGUUUUGUACUGUUCAGCUCAAGAGAACAGGCUGAAGCUGCCAUGAAAGAUUUAGAUGGUAAACAACCAGUAGGAUUCAGCCAGCCUCUCAAUAUAAAAUUUGCAGAAGAUAAUAAAUUUAAAAUGAAAGCAUCAACAGAGGCUGCAAUUCCUCAGGCAUUUACUACGCCAGGAUAUGUUGAUGCAUUUAAUUCCGUUGGGCCUGUUAGGAAUCAAGUACGUAUGAGUCGAUUCAAUCCUAUUACUACAAGCAACCCAGCCACUCUAGCAUACAACCAAAAUGUUGUUCAAGGACUUUCUCAAUCAAUUAUGAAUUCACAAGGAUUUGUUUUAUUUGUUUAUAACAUUGGCACAGAAACUGAUGAAUUUUCACUCUGGCAGAUGUUUUCGCCAUAUGGAGCAGUGAAGAAAGUCAGUGUCAUCAAGGAUAAUCAAAAAAAUCAAAGCAAAGGUUAUGGAUUCGUUACAAUGGCAAGUUAUGAAGAAGCUUUGUUCGCUAUCCAGCAACUGAACGGUUAUAACCACAAUGGAAAAAAUUUACAAGUCUCAUUUAAACAAUAA
This is a messenger RNA of Helobdella robusta, 966 nucleotides long. RefSeq lists its product as hypothetical. Gene Ontology annotation, molecular function: mRNA binding. The record is from RefSeq and is a predicted model, not a curated record. The transcript is spliced from 2 exons. NCBI's taxonomy places the organism in Eukaryota, Metazoa, Annelida, Clitellata, Rhynchobdellida, Glossiphoniidae. Gene Ontology annotation, cellular component: ribonucleoprotein complex; cytosol. The coding region runs from base 1 to 966 and encodes 321 amino acids.